AUGGCCGCUUAUCAAUUCCGUGACAUGUACCGGUACUUGGUACUGACCAUUUCUUUGUUUGGAUUUAUGAUCAUCUCUUCCAAUACAUUCGCCUUUAAUUUGGCUGUUGUUUGUAUGGGGUCCACAGAAAAUAAUACUGUAAGUUUAUUAGAUGAUUUUUUAUCCUUAUUUUUUUUUUGAUAUCAUUUUUCCUCCUUUCAGGUGCUUGAAUCUUUCCCUCCAAUUGAUUACAGUCCCUAUGAAGUCAGUCAGAUCAAUUGGGCAGUCGGACUUGGCACUGCCUUAGCUACGAUCCCUUUUUCAGAGCUGUUCACUCGAUUUGGGGCCAGAAUUCCUUUCUUGAUCGCCUUGAUUGUCUCCUCGAUUGCCACCUUCCUGUUCCCAUUUGCAGCUGAAUACAACUUCUACAGUAUGCUCUUUCUUCGUUUCCUUCAAGGUUUCACCUUCGCGGCAGAUUUCUCUUCCAUUGGCCUGGUUACUUCCAAGUGGGCCUCUCUGAAACAGUCCGGCUUCUUUUUGUCGGUCCUCUGUUGCUAUGUGGCCUUAUCGACAGGCCUGACGAAUUCCAUUGGUGGGAUGAUUUGUAAGUCCUCAUUUGGAUGGCCGUACGUCUACUUUGGCCAUGGGGCUAUCGGGAUUAUAUUGUCCGUUUUGUGGUGGUUGGUCUACGAAGAUAAACCAAAUGAAUGCGCGAGGGUUUCGUCGGUGGAAUUGGAGAAAAUUCAACGAAACAGGAACAUGAAUGAGAUCAAUGGAAGUGCGGAGCCAAUUCCUUACAAGGUAGGCCGUCUUAUACGAUCAACCAAUCACAAAGAAAAAAUAAGCGAAAACUGAUGAUGGUCAAGACAUCUUGAUAAUAUUCCCUUUCAGCAACUCCUUCGAGAUCCAAUCAUUUGGUCGUUCUGGCUUAAUGGAUUUGCUGAGAUUUUGGCUUCAGCCUUUGUCCAAAUGUAUGCAGCCUACUACAUCAAAAACGCGCUCCAUUUCGGAGUCGAGGCUACUGGAUAUCUCUCCGGGUUAACCACAGCAGCUCAAUGCCCAACCCGACUUGUGUUUGGGUUCCUGGCUGAUAAAUGGAGAACUGUUGGAGAGGAUUUCAAAGUUAAAUUGUUCAACACCAUCACACUUUUUGGAGGGGGGAUCUUUAUGUUGGCCAUUGGUUUAUGCCCCGAGCAUCUUCCAAUCGUGGCCGUUGUUGCUUUCGUUUGUUUCAAUCUGGUCACCGGCUUCUCUACUGUCAGUUUCUGCAAGGCCAUUGUUUUGUAUUCACGGUGAGUCUUUAUAAUACCUGGAAACCCCUAGUCCAGAGGUACCCAGAGCCUUAGCUAGCCACUUUCUGCUAUAUGUAUCUAGUAAUGAUUAUUUUUUGAAUUUGUUUAAAGAUUCUCAAGUUUAAAAUUUUAAAUUCCUUUUUUUAGACAACAUGGUCACUUCGUAAUGGGCGUAUGCCAAUUUAUGAACUGUGUGGAGAUGUUCCUUGGCCCCGCGAUGGUAGCUUUCUUCGUCCAUGACGAGACCAACAAGACCGAAUGGAUCCCCGUUUUUGGAAUCAUGUCUGGGUGUAUGAUCUUGGCUUCAAUCGUCUUCCUGAAAUGGUCCAGCGCCCAUCCUCCUGCUUAUAUUGCUGAAGGGAUGUUUGUGGAAGAUGAUAUUGAGAAAGCCAAAAACAUUGCCGUUAAUGCUGUGGUCCCAAUUCAAGUGGAUCAAUUGAAUGGAGUUCCUCAGAAGACUACUGCAUAA
This is a messenger RNA of Bursaphelenchus xylophilus (pine wood nematode), 1740 nucleotides long. The record is from the annotation of a GenBank genome assembly. Lineage: Eukaryota; Metazoa; Nematoda; Chromadorea; Rhabditida; Aphelenchoididae.